AGACCUUGGCCAUAUUGUGUAUCCACCUCGUAUAUCGGCUGCGUCACACCUACAGUGACUGUCUACCCUUUCCUCAACAACAGUCUAAGAAAUCCAAUCGGAAUAACGAAAUAACGUGAAAAGGCAUCGCAAUCGUCUUUGAAAAUGGUAAAACUGGGAAAUAAUUUUAGUGACAAGAAUAACGCAAAGGCCGUUUCCGAAGAUGGAUUCGACACCAUUCCUCUCAUAACACCGCUGGAUGCUAGUCAACUGCAGUUCCCUCCAACAGAAAAGGUGGUGGUAAAGACCAAAACAGACUAUGAUGGGGAGCACAAGAAAGGCAAGCUGCGCCCCCCGAAAAUAGCAGAGUUCUCAAUAAGCAUCAUUGAAGGUGUCUCUGAACGACUCAAGGUCACUCUGUUGGUGAUUUGUGCAUUGGCCUUCCUGGUCUGUGUGGUGUUUCUGGUGGUCUACAAAGUCUACCAGUAUGAACAACCUUGCCCCGAGGGCUUUGUGUACACACAGCAAGGCCGGUGCAUGCCAGCGGGGAUGUAUGGCUACUACCCCCCUCAGGGCCCAAGCGGACGUGGCCGUCUCUUCACCAUCAUCAACCACUACAACAUGGCAAAGCAGACCAUCACCAGGUCUGUGUCUCCCUGGAUGACCGUCAUGUCCGAGGAGAAGUUCACCCAGCAGGAGACAGAGACCACCCAGAAACUGGCCUAGGAGAGGGAGGGGGAUCUGGGUUCUGACUCAACCAUUUAAAAGAUAACGUGGUGCAAUUCAAGCAAACCCCAAAUCUGGUCAUCAUGGAUCUUAUUUGAGGGGGUUUAAUGACAGGUCCUUAGCUGUGGCACUGUUUUAAUCGUUAAAAAACCUUAACUGUGUUGUGUUUGAGAACUACAGAAUUAUUUCAAGUGGGAAGUGUAGUCAUAUUGAAUUUGGCUAUUUCGGGCAGUGCAGGGACAUCACUUGGGUGGAUUUCUGGUUUGUUUGAAUGCUGUAGCAUUUGUGGUUAUUUAUUAUUAUUUUUUAAAGUGGCAGACACUUACACAGAGAAACAACUCGCCACUGGUACACAAAUAUACUGACAUGGACACGAUCGCAGACACACCUUUGUACAUACACAUACGUUACAGAGCAACUCUCAAAUUGUGAAAUGACUGUCAAACAUUGUGUCUGCAUAUACACAUGCACGCAUUACUUUAAGCUACUGCAUUCCACACAAAACAUCUUUAACAGUCUUUAAUACCGUAAUACCAAGUACUACAUAUCAGAAGUCAGCAUGACAGAUUUUGCCUAUGAUAUCUGGGAAUAGGCCUCAUUUUUCAUUAAUUUACUCCCAUUAAACUUUUAGUAGAAAGUACUUAACAAUUACAUUGCAGAAUUUAGUAUACUCAGUAUAAAAUGAGUAUACUCAGAUAUUUAAGAUUAUAGUCACAUUAUAUCAUGGGUGCCCUUUUAAAUGUCAUAUUUGGGGUUUGGCAGUAAGGUGUAAAAACACUAUUGCUGUUUAGAAAAAGUUGUUAUACCAACAAUAACAACAGCCAAUUAGCCUUUAGAUAUUUUUGUUCCUACACACUAAAUUAAUUCCACAUAAUGGCUUGGUUUUCUGUGCAAGAGUUAGGAAUAGUCCAGCACUAAUAAAACCUAAUUUAAUGGAUCAAUCUGUGUCAGGGAAAUUAGCUAUCAAAUUGGCAACAGAAACUAGACCUUCAGACGCACAGUCACUCUAUUUCACGGCAUAACGUUAAUGUUAUGUUGUUGUCUAUGCUCGUGAAAAUAAUUGUACAGUGGUUUUGAAUGAUUUCCGUAGCUGUCACCGUAGAAGGCUAUGUAUUAUAUACCAGGCAGAGUGAAGCAUGUAGUGGAAGUCAAGAAGUCACGUAACAUUGCUGAGAUAAGUACUGCAGUUUCACGCUCAAUUGCUUUUACAUGUCUUACUGUUUUUAAGUAGCGCCUUUUGUUGGUGCGGAAUGUGUAAUUUAGUUUAAUAUUGAAAAUCUGAGGACACGAUCUGUUACAAAGAAGGAAAACAUUAAAAUGUCCACCUUUCAUUUCCUAUCCAUAUUUUCUGAAUCCUGAAUGCAACAUUAUAUUCCAACAAGAAAAUGUGAAUUCAACUUUCCUGAGCCUUGGUGUGUCAGAAAUACUUUAAUUUCAGUGUAAAGAUAGAUUUUUAAACAGCCCUGUUUCACUAGUCUUAAUCAAAGUAAUAAUUGGAACAACUGUUCUGCUUUCACUGGUUCAGAUGACACAAAUUAACCGAUUGUCAGAAACAAUCUCAUGAAUCAUGCUUCCCCCCCCAUUUCUAAGCAUGUUUUCUGGAACAUAGAUGCUGCCAGAGCCCACAUUUCCACAGAUCUGUAUGUAAUCCACAUACUCUUGAUUUGACAGCAAAUUAUGAGGAAAACUCAGUCUGUAUUAUCUAUCAGCUAGUGAAUGUGUGGAUCUCAUGCUGUAAUAUGGGGUAUGUAAUAAAAAAGGAAAGUGGACAA
Messenger RNA from Hypomesus transpacificus, 2477 nucleotides. RefSeq names its product neuronal vesicle trafficking-associated protein 1-like. Gene Ontology annotation, cellular component: endosome; membrane. Lineage: Eukaryota; Metazoa; Chordata; Actinopteri; Osmeriformes; Osmeridae. Bases 145 to 705 code for a protein of 186 amino acids. The transcript is spliced from 5 exons. Gene Ontology annotation, biological process: endosomal transport; G protein-coupled dopamine receptor signaling pathway; clathrin coat assembly. The record is from RefSeq and is a predicted model, not a curated record. Gene Ontology annotation, molecular function: clathrin light chain binding.